Messenger RNA from Python bivittatus (Burmese python), 808 nucleotides. Lineage: Eukaryota; Metazoa; Chordata; Lepidosauria; Squamata; Pythonidae. The record is from RefSeq and is a predicted model, not a curated record.
AUGGCUCACUACAAGCAUCUUUAUGCAAAAAAACAGAAUUCCCUGGACUUGUUUCAAUUCUCUUCCUUUGUUCCUGAAACAAUGGCUUCGGAUAACACAGCACGCUUUUAUCUGCUAUCAGCUCCCUUUGUAUCUCUGGGAGGACUUUCACCAUACGAGAAAGAGAUAUCAAAGAUUCCAGCACCUGUGAAAAAACGUUUCUUCCGCAAUCAAGCUGGACUCACCAAUCGCUGGCAAUUUCCAUUCAGCCUAAGCUGUGACUUACUAGGAAUUUCACAAACUAAUAAAGCUAAACGAACUGGUCUUCAUGAGAACUUGAUGAGAAUAAUGUCAGCUGAUACACCUGUGCCUCUGGGGGAAGAACAUGUGGCCUGGAAAGUAGGUGCAGAACUUCUCAAAGAAUCAAGCAGGCAUUCUUUUUCAACUAUACCUCCCAAAAUCAAACACAGACCGAGGAUAUUCUCCCACCAAGGAUCUCCCAAUGAGGUGCUUUUUUCUUAUACACAGAAGAUCACAGAAGGCAUGGAACCAGAUGUAACCUUGGACUGUUUGGGCUAUGAAUGGGAACUUCAUCGAAUGUAUUUAUUUAAGUCCCAUGUACUUUCACAGCUUCUUGCUGAAGCAGUACAGAAUAGUGAGUCCCCAAACUCAAAAAGCCCACCGAAGCCUAAAAAAGGUAUUGAAAUCCAUUGUUAUAAACGAUGUCUGCUAACUGGUCAUAAACUUGACGAAUUCUGCAAACAGAAGGAAAAUUUGCCCAGAGUCACCAUUGUUUUGAAGAUUACUGAUCAAGAUGUCACUCGGUUUG